Racocetra fulgida is the source of this 1893-nucleotide messenger RNA. Lineage: Eukaryota; Fungi; Glomeromycota; Glomeromycetes; Diversisporales; Gigasporaceae. The record is from the annotation of a GenBank genome assembly.
AUGGGUCCACCUAACCUUGAAUUUACUUAUAUCGUGAAACUCGAUAAUAUUACCAAAGAAGCCUCAGGACCUGUCACCGUGGGAACAUCAACAAUUUAUAUUUCGGCCAAUCAAAAGUGUUGGAUAGAUGAUGGAAUAUUUACGCGAAUAAAAUCUUUAUUACAAAUAACACUUAGCGAAACAACAAUUUCAGGAUAUAAUGCUUUGGGUGGUGUUGUUGAUAUUUGCGAUUUGUCUGAUCCAUCUAAGGAUUGUGGAUACCUAGGUAUAACGAAAGAACAAUGCGAAGCGCGUUUCUGCUUGGAUUGUGGAUAUCUCGGAAUACAACAGGAUGAAUGUGAAAAUAGAUUGAAUUGUUGUUGGGAUCCAAAGGAAGAUGCUAUUGGCAUAUCCACUCUCUAUAAUGUUGUCUCUGAAUUUGAUAAACACAAUAUUCCACUUGAAACAAUCUGGAAUGAUUUGGAUUACAUGGAAGGAUUUAAAGAUUUUACGUGGAACCCUAUAAAUUAUCCGCGCGAAGAAGUUGCAGAAUUUGUAAAUAAGUUGCAUGAGAAUAAUCAACAUUAUGUGGUCAUAGUUGAUCCUGGUAUAAAAAUUGAGAAUGGAUAUUGGGCAUAUGAAGAAGGUGUUAAGAGAGGCAUUUUUAUUAAAAAUGCAAAGGGAGAAAAUAUAGUUGGUCAAGUCUGGCCUGGAUUGACUAAUUUUCCUGAUUGGUUUAACAAAGACACUGAAAAAUAUUGGGGUGAUGCUAUCGAGAAGUGGUUAUACAACGUUGAUCUUGACGGCAACACCAGAGGACCAUUACCACAUGAUCCAGAAAAUUAUCAGAUCCUUAAUAAUAUACUCCCAUUUAUUUUUAAUAACGGAUCGAGUUUAACUACUUUUUCUACUCUGACGGCGAAUACUUCGAAUCUAAACGAACCACCCUAUAGAAUAAACAAUGGUGCUGCGAGAUUACCAUUAGAUUCACUUACACUGUCUAUGGACGCACGACAUGCAAAUGGAUUGCUAGAAUAUGAUGUGCAUAAUUUGUAUGGGCAUAUGGAAGCAAUGACAACAUGGAAAGUGUGGAAUGAAAGGUUUGGAAAAGGAAAGAGACCGUUUAUUAUCACAAGAUCAACUUUUGCUGGUACAGGAAGAUAUGCGGGACACUGGACAGAAAGUCCUCAAGAACCAUAUAUUUGGCCAUCAGUCGCUGCAACUUCUCGCAGAUAUCUCCGUAUUCGAUACUCACUCCUUCCAUACUAUUACACACUCUUCUAUGAAUCUCAUACGAAUGGAUCCAUGGUUCUACGGCCUCUAUUUGUUGAAUUUCCACAUGUUAAGGCAGCAUUAAUAGUUGACAAGCAAUUUAUGCUUGGGGGAGGAAUACUAGUGUCACCUGUAUUAUCGCCACUAAAAGUAGAGGUGAAAGGCGCUUACAUACCACCCGGAAUAUGGUAUAACUUUUAUUCACACGACAUAAGCUUUGAAGUUUAUGACAAUUCAGGCAUACAUUCUGAUAUUUAUGCACCUUUAAAUGAGAUGCCAAUACAUUUGAGGGGCGGGCAUAUUAUACCAAUGCAACGUCCCAGAAUGACCACAGCACAAAGCAGGAAGACGAAUUAUUAUUUAACAAUUCCAUUGGAUGAGAACGCAAGUGCUAAAGGAACUUUGUAUCUUGAUGAUGGUGAAAGUUUAGAUGUUAAAGACAAGUAUACUUAUAUCUCAUAUAUCGCGUAUAAAAGUACUUUGAUUGCGGACGUUAAAUGGGGUGAUGUCGAUUAUAACGAUAAUGAUAUAAAUAGUAGUGAUGGCGGUUUAUGGGUAAUUGAUAAUAUGGGAAAAUUAACUUUCUUCGGAUUACAAUUAAGCAUGUGUUCAGGAUGGAAUUUGACGUGGGUCUUAGAAUAA